Messenger RNA from Musa acuminata subsp. malaccensis (wild Malaysian banana), 1636 nucleotides. Its product is annotated as mannan endo-1,4-beta-mannosidase 5-like. The record is from RefSeq and is a predicted model, not a curated record. Gene Ontology annotation, molecular function: mannan endo-1,4-beta-mannosidase activity. NCBI's taxonomy places the organism in Eukaryota, Viridiplantae, Streptophyta, Magnoliopsida, Zingiberales, Musaceae.
UCCUCCUCCUCGGCCUCCUCGGUACUCUUCUCGAAGACCUAUGCGAUAAUGGUGGAUUGUGCUCCAAUAUAUUAUUUAGACCACCGAAAAAAGACCCCAUCGAGUCUGCACUCUCUCGCAGCUUUACAAGAUGAAAGAGCUCCAUCCCUGCACCCUAUAAAUACCAACCCCGGGCUCCACUCUGCCCACACCAAGCAGCAGUUCUUCCACAACAAGAUGGCCAAGCUUUGCGCUGUUCUCUGCCUUCUGUUGGGUGCUCUCGCGUUCUUGGCGAUCGCUGCUCCCGGCAGCAGCUCCUUCGUCGAGAGGCAAGGCACGCAGUUCGUCCUCGACGGCUCCCCGUACCUCUUCAAUGGGUUCAACUCGUACUGGAUGAUGACUGUCGCGUCCCAACCCGCCGAGCGGGCGAAGGUCUCGCAGGUGCUCGGCGAAGCUGCAGCCGCGGGGCUCACUGUUUGCCGAACGUGGGCGUUCAGCGACGGAGGCGAUGGAGCUCUCCAGAUCUCACCCGGAGUGUACGAUGAGCGAGUGUUUCAGGGACUGGAUUUUGUGAUCUCGGAGGCUCAAAGUCAUGGUGUUCGCUUGAUCCUGAGUCUGGUGAACAAUUACAAAGACUUCGGAGGCAGAGCUCAGUACGUGCAAUGGGCGAGCAAUGCAGGUGCUGCUGUCGGUGGUGAAGACGAUUUCUAUACCAAUCCGGUUGUGAAGGGAUACUACAAGAACCAUGUCCAGAGAGUGUUAACAAGAAUCAACACCAUCACCAACGUAGCCUACAAAGACGACCCAACGAUCAUGGCAUGGGAACUAAUAAACGAGCCUCGUUGUCAGGCAGAUUACUCAGGGAAAACGGUGAACGCCUGGGUUCAAGAGAUGGCAAGUUAUACAAAGUCGCUGGACAGCAAACACAUGCUAGAGAUAGGAAUGGAAGGAUUCUACGGAGACUCCAUGCCGGAGAAGAAGCAGUACAAUCCCGGUUACCAAGUUGGCACAGACUUCAUCACCAGCAAUCUCAUCGACGAGAUCGACUUUGCCACUAUCCAUGCGUACCCAGACGUUUGGCUCGCUGCGCAGGACGACGCAUCGCAGACCGCCUUCGCUCAGCGGUGGAUGUGGAGCCACUGGGACGACGCCACGAAGAUACUGAAGAAGCCACUGGUGCUCACCGAGUUCGGGUUGUCGAAGAAGGACCCCGGCUACACCGAGAACCUCCGGGACGUGUACAUCAACGCCAUCUGCACCGACAUAUACAACUUGGCAAGGAGCGGCGGCGGGUCGCUCAGCGGCGGGUUGGUGUGGCAAGUGAUGGCGGACGGGAUGGAGUCGUACUACGACGGCUACGAGAUCCUGCUGUCUCAGGAUCCGUCCACGGACGCAGUACUGAUGAGGCAAUCACGCGCGAUGUCGGUGCUGGCGCACACGAUGAGCAAGCCUGCCGGCGGCCAGGUAGGGCAUGCCGACGAAGCCGUAGCUGGCGAGCAGGAAGAUGGCGUCGCUCAUGGCGCGAGGUUGCAUGGCCUUCACGUAAGGCACGUGCAUGCGAGGGAUGGAAAGAGCAGCUCCCACCCUUAGAGAGAACAGCAAUUGCUUUUAGGAUUCACGAGGGCUUGAAUAGAUUUCUACGUCAAUAAAAUCUGGU